AUGAAAAUUCCUUUCGUGGUAGCUCCCACCGAAUUAAUUGUUCGCAAUGCAUGCAACAAAUCAGACAACACAAUUGAAGGACUACUCGAUGAAAGUGGUGAUUAUGGAUGCUCUACAACGUUUGUAAACAAACCAUGCAUUGAGUUGAAAUUCGACCGAGUUUAUAACUUUUCUCAUCUCGAGUGUACCGAAAACAAGAGAUAUCCCAAUGAUCAACAACGUGUGAGAGGAACCGACGUGAGCUACAGGGUCAAUGAAACUGAUCCAUGGACUGAUUUGUAUUCCUUCAGAGAUGGUUACGGACUUCAAAAGGUAACCUUGAAUGUCCAAGCAAGAUAUUGGAAAUUUGAUUGUUUUGGAAACAAGGAGGUUGCUUUUGGCAAAUUGAGAAUGUUUGCUUUUGAUGCUCCUGCUGUGAACAUCAAAACAAAAACUGGAAUGAUCAUUCAAGAAACUUCUUCUGGAUCCUCAGGCAACGGUAGUGAACCAUCAUCAGUAGCAGUGAAGGAUUUGAAUGAACCUCUCCACACAAGCGGUGAGGUUAAUGUGAUCGCACCUAUUGAAAUGAAGAUGACUUCAAAAGAUAGUUGGGGUGAUAACACCAUUGAGGGUCUCUUAGAUGAUACAGGAAAAUAUGGUGUUUGCACAGGUACUGGAAACAAUCAACAUAUUACCUUGACCUUUGAUCGAGUUCACUUGUUUACAUUCUUGGAGUAUAAGACAUGUCGAUUGGGCGAAAGUAUGCAAUGGCAAUUCUUGAAAGAUACUCAAGUUCAAUACAAGGUAAAAGAAGAUGAUGAAUGGUCCGUGUUGGCCACUAUCGAAAGAUCACAUGUCAAACUCAACCCGGAAAGUGUUUUCAUCCAUUUCCCUAAUCCAAUUAAGGCCAGAUACUGGAGAUUCUUCAAGUUGGACACAGCUGGAAUCUUCUUUGGAAUGCUUAGACUCUUUGGCUAUUCUCCAUAUGUUGCCAUUAAAACCAAGACCGGAGUCGUUCAACCUCAAUCUGUUGCCACACCUCACACUCCAGUCACUCCAGUUGUAACAUCUGUUCAAGCUACAACUCCAUUUCAACAACAACCACAGCAGCAACCUCCACAACCAUUACCACAACAACCAGUAGUAGUCACUCAAUCAACAGUUCCAACUGUUAGUAAUGUUGUUGUUACUCAAUCAAGCACUUCAUUCACACCUUCACAACAAGAUAGCCUCGAACCAAAAUACCCAUCCACUGAAGAUGUAAAUGUUGUUCCACCAGUAGAAUUGAAAAUGUCUUCCAAAGAUAGUUGGGGUAAAAAUAACAUUGAAGGACUUUUGGAUUAUUCUGGACAACAUGGAGCUUGUACAGGUAGAAGUGCAAAUUCAUCGAUUGAAUUGAUUUACGAUGCAGUCUAUUUGUUCACAUUCUUGGAAUUCAAAGCAAGUAGAUUGGGAGAAAGUAUGCAAAUUUCAUCAUUGGAAGGUACAGCCGUUCAGUACAAACUUGAGGCCACUGCUCAAUGGACCACAUUGACUACCAUCGAGAAAAGUAACAUCAAACUCAAUCCACAAUUGAACACCAUUCAAUUUGAAACACCAAUCAAGGCAAGAUUUUGGAGAUUCUUUAGAGAGAAACCUGAUAAUCUCUUCUUAGGUAUGGUUCGAUUGUAUGGCCAUUGUCCAUAUGUACCAAUUAAGACCAUUAGUGGUGUUGUGCUCUCACUAAAGGAGGCUCUAUCAAUGUGGGAACCAAAAUAUACUGGUCCUGAGGUUAACCUUAUUCCUGUUCAGUCGAUCGAUUCAAAAGGAGACUCAAGACGUGAAAAUACUUUAGAAGGAUUGUUGGAUGAUUCUGGUGAUUAUGGUUUUGUGACCUCUUCCUAUCAUCAAUCAAUAGUUUUGAAAUAUGCACAUGUUUAUUUAUUCACAUAUUUGGAAUACAUGACGUUGAAUACUACCAAUAACAAAGUUUACUAUUUGAAAGAUGUGAAUAUUGAAUAUCGAUUGAAAGAUUCAGACACAUGGACAUUAUUGAAAACUAUUGAAGAAAAGGAUAUCAAGUUUAGUCCAUUAGUGAACACCAUUACCUUUGAAAAACCCAUCAAGGCCAAGGAAUGGAGAUUGGUUACCAAAGGACAACUAAUUGAAAUUGGUAUGCUUAGAAUCUAUGGAUACACUCCCUAUGUUCCUAUUCAAACAAAGAGUGGCGUUGUUCCAAGUCUACAGGAAGUAGCUGAACAAUCCAAACUUAAAUUCUCUGGCUGCGAUCAAAUUAAUCUCAUUAAACCUGUUGCACUUUACACCACUGAUCAUAAGAAAGUAGAUAACAGUGUGAUCGAUGAGAUAUUACAAGGAAGUGGCACCAAUGGUUUUGUCACCGAUGAUUCCACACUUCCUCAAUGUGAAAUUUGUUUUGAUGGAGUUUACAAGUUUGCGCUUUUUACAUGGAAAGAACAUCCAAAGAUUAAGGAAUACACAAAAGUCGAUGGAAGAGGACGAAAGGAAUCUUCAACUCUUGAAGGAGUCACAAUGGAAUACAAAUUGAACAGUAGAGAUCCUUGGAUACCAUUCGGCAUCAGAUUUACCAAACUACAAACCAAUGUGCAAAAUGUAUUUAUGGUUUUCAUGGAAGGAGUUGAAGCAAGAUAUUUCCGUUUCACAAAACAACCAAAUCAAGGGUUGACCUCAAGAAUUGGUUUUGGAAUGUUGAGAUGUUAUGCAUAUGCACCAUUGUUAAAGUUUAACAUUAAGAAUACAGAACAUUCGGAGGUGAUUAUGAAUAUUACAAGACAAGAUCAUUCUGUAAUUCCAAAGAUCGUUCCAACCAAUGAUGAUGAGCCAUUCUACAAGGAGUCAUCCUGUAGUGAAGUGAAUGUGAUUGCACCACUCAGAAUUAUCAGUUCCAAACAUGGCAAUCAAUCGACAAAUACAAUUGAAGGACUUAUUGAUGACACUGGAUCGGCAGGUUAUUCCACUACCCAACAAGUCCAUUCCUACAUUAUUCUUGAAUUUGAAGCAGUGUUCUUAUUCAAGUAUUUAGAAUUUAUGAAACACAAAAAAAUUUCAUUCACUGAUUCUAUUGAAAGUGAUUUGACCUUAUCUUACAAAGUGAAAGAGAGCGAUCCUUGGACACCAUUCGAAACAUUUAAUCAGAGAUAUUUCAAUCAUCCUAAAUUGAAUGUCAUGAAAUUUAAUGGGCAAGGAAUCAAAGCACGGUAUUGGAAAUUUGAGAGAAUUUGUGGAGAUAUUUCAUUUGGUAUGCUUCAAUUCUUUGGUGUUGCACCAUUCAUCCCAUACAACACAACCAAGGGUUUGUUGCUUUCUAGAGAUCAACAAGAAGCUCCACAUCUAACAUCUUACAAGGGAAGUGAAGUUAACGCCAUUCUUCCAAGCAGUAUUUCCAUUUCCAAUGAAUAUGAUGAAACGCGCGAUAAUAAGUUACUUCCAACAUAUGAUAAUACAUUUGCUGAAAAUACAUUAGAAGGAUUAUUGGAUGACACUGCUGAAUAUGGUGUGUGUUGUCGUGGAGGAACUUUAAUUGUGAAUUUUGAACAUAUUCACUUUUUCAAAUAUUUUGAAUAUUAUACUCAUUGUUUGUACGAUGGUGCCGAUCAAGAAUAUUAUUUCAGUGAUGUGAAAAUAUUUUGCAAGAUUCGACCAAAUGAACCUUGGAUUCCAUUCCACAAAAAGAUUGAGAACUCCAAACGUUAUCCUUAUUUGAAUCGUUUUGAAAUUGAUGACUCUCCAACUGGAUUUAAGGCGAGAUACUGGAAGUUUGAAUCCUCUACAAGCUUGUUGUUAGGUACAUUGAGAAUGUAUGGGUAUGCUGCAUAUGAACCAAUUCCUACAAGAACAGGAACUGUUCUUCCUAAAGAUGGUGAUGUUGAAAAGUACAAACUCCAAGCUCGUUUGAAAUUACUUGAAAAACAACAAGCAACCAAGCAUUGUAAAACUUGUCAUGAAGAUUUGGAAGAAGAAAUUGAUUCUGUCAUGGAAUGCAUUACUUGUGAAAUUGGUUUGUGUGAACGAGAUGCUAAAGUACACAAAAAGAAAAAUCCAUCUCAUCAAGUCAUUGAAAGAGUGGUUGCGCCACUUGAAGAAGAGCCAUCAACCUCUGAACAGGUUCAAUCUUCGUCACAAAACUCUUCCUCAACAAAACCAACAAGCACAAAGGAUUUACAAGGAUUGGUUCAAUACUAUUCCAAAGUUAUUUCUGAAAAAUUCACACCAGUCAUCACUGGAAUGGGACCACUUCAACAACUCAACAACGAUCCAAGUUUACUUGUCGAAUACUCAGAGGAAGGAACUUCAUGUGUGAAAAUUAAUCCUCCAUCAAUGUCAAGCUUGGCUGAUCGAAAUGGUGUGUUUGAGGUGAACCAAGGAAACAAAUCAGUUUCUUUCGGAAUUCACACCUUUACCUUUACCAACACUUCGUCAUCUCCAAUUUCUGUAACUAAAUUGCUUGUGGAGUAUUUAGAUCAUGACCAAACUUGGAAGCCAAUGCAAGACACUGUGGCAGCCUAUUGGCAAGCAGCAACUGUUGCAAGAACUGUCGGAGUACAUCAUGGAGAGUUAUUGACAGUCAUUGAAAAGAGUGAUGCUCAUGGAAAAUAUGUGUAUUGCAAUAAUUUCAAUAUUGGAGCUGGAGCUACUUCACAGGAUUACAAAAUCGAGUCAUCCUUCCCAUUGGAGGGACUUGUCGCUAGUUCUGGUAAAGCAAUAAGAAUGAUUCCUUACUAUAUGCCUUAUCCAUUGACAGUAAGAUUCACCAUUACUGAUUCAUUGAUGAAACAGAGAAGCAUCAAACUUGUAUAUGCAGUUCCAAACAUUCCACAUGAAACACCUGAACAAUUCAAGAAGAGAAUGAGCCUUAGAGAUGAAGACUUCUUUGAGGAAUGCAGUGACAAUGUCAACAGAGAACAAGCCUAUGUUGGAAUCAAGUUGAGUGGAGAUGGUAUUGCAUUGUUCAAUACUCAGAGCGAAAAUUCUUCACAAAAAUUCACACUCUUAGAUCUUAAAUACCAAUAUGAGAAACGCAGACAAAACUCAAUGUUGUUGUGGCAAUCAAAUGGCAAGUUUUGUAAUGUUGAAUUCCAUUUGUUGUGUGAUCCUGAAUUUUAUUAUAAGGGGUAUGCGAUCAUGAUGAAAGCUUCUUCAAUGACAAAUAAGGUUGAGAAGGUUUACCCACUUUAUGAAAUGAUUAAGAGCAUAUCUGCACAGAGAUUGAAGAAGUAA
Naegleria fowleri is the source of this 5214-nucleotide messenger RNA. RefSeq lists its product as uncharacterized. The record is from RefSeq and is a predicted model, not a curated record. NCBI's taxonomy places the organism in Eukaryota, Heterolobosea, Eutetramitea, Acrasida, Naegleriidae. Bases 1 to 5214 code for a protein of 1737 amino acids. The transcript has a single exon.